AGCGAUCCUCAAUCACAGUUCGCUGCAGCAUCGCUUCAUCAGAGACAACAACAUGUCGUUCAAGACUUUCUUCCUAUCGCUGUGCGUGGUUGUGGCCGCAUUCAAUUGCAUUGAAGCCGAAAAGACCUUCACCGUUUUCACCAAAAGGACCUCGUUUUUCGAGGCGUGGCAAGACUGCAAUUCCUACAAUGGAUAUUUGGCAUCCAUUCGGUCAUCAACCGAGCAAAGUCUAGUGGAACAAGCUAUGGCCAAAACUGGCAAUCCCAAUGGCAUAUAUUUCAUUGGAGGAACUGACCUCGGCCGUGAUGGUCGAUGGAUGUGGAUUGGCACGAACAGUCUGUUGAAGAGCAACGACUACCGGAACUUCUAUCCAGGAGAGCCUAACAAUCUCGGAGGCAACCAGCACUGUCUGACGGUCGGAAACUGGGGAGCAGAGAACCGUGGUAAAUGGGAUGAUCAGGUGUGCUCAAAGAUAGUAGAUGGAUAUGUGUGCGCAUUCGAAGUUUAA
Anopheles moucheti is the source of this 508-nucleotide messenger RNA. RefSeq names its product C-type lectin domain family 4 member K-like. Lineage: Eukaryota; Metazoa; Arthropoda; Insecta; Diptera; Culicidae. Gene Ontology annotation, biological process: biological process involved in interspecies interaction between organisms. The record is from RefSeq and is a predicted model, not a curated record. Gene Ontology annotation, molecular function: carbohydrate binding. Bases 53 to 508 code for a protein of 151 amino acids. Gene Ontology annotation, cellular component: external side of plasma membrane. The transcript has 2 exons.